GCGGCGGCGGGACGACAGAGACUCGGACGCCGCGGCGGCGCCCCUGCAGGACGCGGAGCUGGCCCUGGCCGGCAUCAACAUGCUGCUCAACAACGGCUUUAGGGAGUCGGACCAGCUUUUCAAACAAUACAGAAAUCAUAGCCCACUGAUGAGUUUUGGAGCCAGCUUUGUCAGUUUUUUGAAUGCCAUGAUGACAUUUGAGGAGGAAAAAAUGCAGUUGGCGUGUGAUGACUUGAAAACCACAGAAAAGCUGUGUGAAAGUGAAGAGGCUGGAGUCAUUGAAACAAUCAAGAAUAAAAUUAAGAAGAAUGUUGAUGUCCGCAAAUCCACUCCCUCUAUGGUCGAUCGGCUUCAAAGGCAGAUUAUCAUAGCUGACUGUCAGGUGUAUCUGGCUGUGCUUUCGUUUGUCAAACAAGAAUUGUCAGCUUACAUAAAAGGUGGGUGGAUCCUUAGGAAAGCCUGGAAGAUUUACAAUAAAUGCUAUCUGGACAUCAAUGCCCUUCAGGAGCUGUAUCAGAAGAAGCUAACUGAAGAGCCUUCGACUUCUGACACUGCAAAUGAUAAUCACAUUGUGGCUGAAGGGGUGACUGAGGAGUCCCUAAACAGACUGAAAGGUGCUGUUAGCUUUGGAUAUGGCCUUUUUCACCUUUGCAUAUCCAUGGUGCCCCCAAACCUGCUCAAAAUCAUCAAUCUGCUGGGGUUUCCUGGAGACCGCCUGCAGGGGCUUUCUUCACUGAUGUAUGCAAGCGAAAGUAAGGACAUGAAGGCCCCUUUAGCUACACAGUGCCUAGCAUAUGGUGGAUGCUAUUGUCAAAUCAACAGUGCCUUGACUUCUUUCCACACUGCUUUGGAGCUUGCAGUAGAUCAGAGAGAAAUUCAACAUGUCUGUCUGUAUGAAAUUGGUUGGUGCAGCAUGAUCGAACUCAACUUCAAGGAUGCAUUUGAUUCCUUUGAGAGGCUGAAAAAUGAGUCCAGGUGGUCACAGUGUUAUUAUGCAUAUUUGACUGCAGUCUGCCAGGGAGCCACUGGUGAUGUGGAUGGGGCACAGAUCGUCUUUAAAGAGGUUCAGAAACUCUUCAAAAGGAAAAACAACCAGAUCGAACAGUUCUCGGUGAAAAAGGCAGAGAGAUUCCGGAAGCAAACCCCGACCAAAGUGCUGUGUGUGCUGGCGUCCAUCGAGGUCUUAUACCUGUGGAAAGCCCUUCCCAACUGCUCCUUCCCCAACCUGCAGAGGAUGAGUCAAGCUUGCCACGAAGUGGAUGAUUCAUCUGUUGUUGGAUUAAAGUAUUUGCUUCUUGGUGCCAUUCACAAAUGUCUAGGAAACUCAGAAGAUGCCCUUCAGUUCUUUCAGCGAGCUGCUAAAGAUGAGGUGUGUCGUCAGAACAAUUUGUAUAUUCAGCCAUAUGCUUGCUAUGAACUUGGCUGUCUUCUAUUAGACAAACCAGAGACUGUAGGAAGAGGACGAACUCUACUUCUUCAAGCAAAGGAGGAUUUCUCUGGCUACGACUUUGAAAACAGAUUGCACGUCCGCAUCCAUGCUGCUCUGGCCUCUCUGAGGGAAUUGGUUCCUCAGUGACAGACCCGGAGUGACCCCUCUGUCCCUCCCCACCCAGGGUCUGCACUUUAAAAUAAAAGCAGAGGACAAAGCACUUGUGAAGAUCGACUUUUCUUCUGCAAACCACCUGUGCCAGGGACACAUUUUCUCAAUGAGGCUGACAUAUUAAAGAUCUCCUCUUUUAAACAUGUAGCGAGAUGUAACAAUGAUGAUGACAAUAACAAUAACUAACCACCUGGGGAGAGGGUUAAGUGACCUUGUUCCAACAUUUUAGUUUUGUGAUUUAUUAUUUUUAAAAUAAAAUCAAACUCAAUAUUUGUCCUGUGAUCUUGUAGGAACGCCUACCGUAAGCAGACAUCAGAAUGGGUGACGUGAAGCAGCACCUGUAAAAUUAUUAACAGUAUCAAGACAUAGCAUUUAUAUUGUGUUUUGAAAAAAUAAAAAUGCUUUCUAGCAUUUUAUUUUAGCCUCAAAAUAUGCCUAUAAAUAAUAUAGCACAGAUAUUCUUAUCUCCUUUCACACACAUUGAAACUCAGGCACAAAACAGCUAAUCCAAUUAAUUUAUCACUUAUAAAUAAUUUAUUACUUAUUCCAAUUAAUUAUCCCUGUUAUCAGUGGAGCAAUGAAUAGAAAACAGAUUUCCUAGCCACCAAUUAAAUAUUCUUCUACUAUAAAAUAUAUAUAUAUAUAUACACAUAUAGAUACAUACAUAUAUUAAUAACGCAGUAUUCCAUGGUUUACUUAUUUUAAAAAAUGCUCUUUGGUUGAAGCUUUGUUAUAAAAAAUAUUCACCUCCAGAUUGUCUACAAAAUGUUUCAAAGUAGACCUUUUCUUUCCUUCUCUAUGGGUUAGAUAAAUAACACCUAUAUUUUAGGAGUUUUCCCCUUUCUUUGUAAAAAUUGCCUAAUGAUCAACUUUUAGAAAUCUUUUUAAAAUUACUUGAAAAGUUAUUCUUGAAUAAAUAUGGGGGUUUUAUUUUUCUUUUUGCCUCAAAAUAGUUGAUGGUGAAGUAUUUGCUGGACUGUAUAUUGCCAGUAUUUAAUCAUUUUCCCCUUCGCUCAGGUUAUUAGAUGUUAUAAAAGGAAUUCAAAUUAUUUUUUUAUUCUUCAUUGCUUAUUUUUAUUGAUUUUAAUUUGCCUCCAUGCACAAUAUUGAACUCCUGGGGUUUUGAAGAAUCUAAAUACCUCAGUCACUUUCAAGAAUUUUUGCCAUAAUUAGGUUCAAUCUUUAGGUUCAAUUUUCAAAAAAUUUAUAUCCAGUAUCAUUCAUUUACAUAUCCUGUUGACUGAAGCACCAUCUCACAUGAUGUUAAUACAUUGAUAUUUAUAAAAUAAAAAGGAGAACAGCUAGAAUAUUGACAAAUUUAAUCUAAUUUAAUCUUAUGUUGAAGAAAUGAUUUCUUUGAAAGAAGUUUCUCUUUACUGACUUGGGCUAACCUAUGUUUCCUCAUUCUGUUAUGAAUUACUUUUUUUUAAAUUUUGUGAUCUAUUAUUUUUAAAUAAUAAAUCAGUGUGCUGUUUCCAAAGUAUUCAUUCACAUUAACUUCCUGAUGUAAACCCUGUAUGGAUUUUUAAUACCAGCAAGAGAGAAAAGAUUGCUUUCCUACAUUCAGGGAGUGAGUACAUCCAGAAGACAAGAAAAGAAAACUUUUCUGAAGAGAAAAAUUAGUGCCUAAAAACAUUGGGAGUCUGAUAACUGACAGGAAGAACAUUGUGAAUCUUUAAAGUAUGACUGUUGCCAUUUUUUUUCUCUUCUUAAUCUAUAGUAUACACAGCAAACAUUUAUGUUUUGACUGUGGAGCCUUCUGAAUCAUGAACUUCUUGACUCGUUCAUUCUUAUUUGAAUUUUCAGUUCCAAUAUUAUUCAAGCUAGUCUUCCGAAUUCAAAAAUUACAUAAAAUCUUAUGCUUUCAAUUUUUAAAAAAUAACUUAUGUGUACACUUAUGGCUUUAAAAGUUACUUUUAUUUUCCCAUAGAGAUUCCAGGAAUUCAAAUAAAUUUGUGUUCAGCUGACACUUAAUAGAUAACUGUGCAACACCAUUUACGAGAUUUUCUUUAGUAGUCAAAGCAUAGGUCUGUUAAAAAAUAGUCUCUCCCAGCCUCAGUUCAGAGAACCCCUGUGGCCCAUUUGUAUUAAUGUGGUCCACAAACAGUGGGUAGAUGAACAUUCUAAGGACACCAAAAUAAUAAAAGCGCAGUGUGAGUCCACAGUACUAUGAGGGUGGCUGGAAUCUGAGUACACUUUGAAUUGAGUGAUUUGUUACAGUUAUCUGGCCUACAUGCUGUGCCCCAUCCAACCUGUGAACUGACUGUGAUCUGCCUGGUGACUUGAUUCAGUAUAAACUGCUCUUUUCCCCUUGCUGAUGAAGAAAAUAAUCAUAUAAGUAGAGCUAUUUUCAUCUAUGUGUGCUUCUCUUUUAUGUUACCACUCCUUCCCCUUUCCUAAUUUGGAGGCUUUCAAAUGGAUCUUCUACUUUAUAAAUGUCAAAUAUAUUUUUGUAUUAGAUUGUGCCUAUGAUAAGAGAAAUCCCUAAUGUAUAUUUUAUGUAUGCUGAACACAUUUUUAUAAUUUGAUGGACUUGGAGGCAUGGUCUAGUAAUAAUGAUGUAACAUGUAUCUUGCUGGUUAAUAUAUUUAAGAUUUUACCUUUA
This is a messenger RNA of Ictidomys tridecemlineatus (thirteen-lined ground squirrel), 4205 nucleotides long. Lineage: Eukaryota; Metazoa; Chordata; Mammalia; Rodentia; Sciuridae. The record is from RefSeq and is a predicted model, not a curated record.